AUGGUUGAAGGUGGUGUUUUACUGGAUCAGGAACAGUUCACCUGUUCGAUCUGUCUGCAUCUGCUGAAGAAUCCAGUGGCUAUUCCUUGUGGACACAGUUACUGUAUGGGCUGUAUUAAGGGCUACUGGGAUCAGGAUGAUCAUACUGGUGUCUUCAGCUGUCCUCAGUGCAGACAGACCUUCACCCCAAGGCCUGUUCUGAACAAAAACACCAUGCUGGCUGAAGUGGUGGAGAAACUGAAGAAGACAGGACUCCAAGCUGCUCCUCCUGCUCACUGUUACGCUGGACCUGGAGACGUGGCGUGUGAUGUCUGCACUGGGAGAAAGUACAAAGCCGUCAAGUCCUGCCUGGUGUGUCUGGCCUCUUACUGUGAAACUCACCUCAAACUUCACAAUGAGCUUCACCCAGGAAACACACACAAUGUCAUCCAUGCUUCUGGACGCCUGCAGGACAAUAUUUGCCGUCAGCAUAAAAAACUGCUGGAGGUUUAUUGUCGUACCGAUCAGCAGUGUAUCUGUCUGCUGUGUGUGAUGGAUGAACACAGAGGCCAUGAUACAGUCUCAGCUGCAGCAGAAAGGACUGAGAAACAGAAGCAGCUGGGGGCGACACAGAAUGAAUUCCAGCAGAGAAUCCAAGAGAGAGAGAAGGAGCUGCAGGAUCUGAGACAGGCUGUGCAGUCACUCAAGCGCUCUGCACAGGCAGGAGUGGAGGACAGUGAGAGGAUCUUUACUGAGAUGAUCCGCUCCAUUGAGAGAAGGUGCUCUGAGGUGAAAGAGCUGAUCAGAGAUCAGGAGAAGGCUGAAGUGAGUCGGGCUGAAGGACUCCUGGAGCAACUGGAGCAGGAGAUUGCUGAGCUGAGGAGGAGAGACGCUGAGCUGGAGCAGCUUUCACACACAGAGGAUCACAUCCAUUUCCUCCAGAGCUGUCAGUCUCUCUGUGCCCCUCCUGGACCUGGAGACUUACCCAGCAUCACUGUCAGUCCACACAUCUCUUUUGAGGCUGUGAGGAAAUCUGUCUCUGAGCUGAAAGAGCGACUAGAGGACGUCUGCAAGGGGGAACUGCUCAAAAUUUCUGAAUCAGUGAAGGAAGUCCAUACUGUAGAGCCCUGGACCAGAGAGGAUUUCUUACAGUAUUCCUGUUGGCUCACACUGGACCCCAACACAGCGCAUGAACAGCUCCGUCUGUCUGAGGGGAACAGAGAGGUGACCUGUGUGGAAGAGAUCCAGUCAUAUCCUGAUCAUCCAGAGAGAUUUGACUCCUGGUGGCAGGUGCUGUGCAGAGAGGGUCUGUCUGGACGCUGUUACUGGGAGGCUGAGUGGAGUGGAGAUGUGGUUUAUAUAGCAGUGUCAUAUAAAGACAUCAGCAGGAAAGGAAAGGGUUAUGACGCUGCUCUGGGACGUAAUGACAAGUCCUGGGCUUUGCGCUGCUCUCACUCUGGUUACUCUUUCUGGCACAACAGUGAGAGCACUAAAAUCCCUGUUCCCUCCUCCACCAGAAUAGGAGUGUACCUGGAUCACAGGGCAGGAACUCUGUCCUUCUACAGCAUCUCUGACACAAUGACCCUCCUGCACACAGUCCAGACCACGUUCACUCAGCCCCUCUAUCCUGGGUUUUGGUUUUCUCGUGGUGAUUAUGUGAAACUGUGUGAUCUGUGA
Messenger RNA from Conger conger (European conger), 1656 nucleotides. Its product is annotated as tripartite motif-containing protein 16-like. Gene Ontology annotation, molecular function: protein binding; zinc ion binding. The transcript is spliced from 6 exons. The record is from RefSeq and is a predicted model, not a curated record. Lineage: Eukaryota; Metazoa; Chordata; Actinopteri; Anguilliformes; Congridae. The coding region runs from base 1 to 1656 and encodes 551 amino acids.